GCGGGCUAACCUCACUUCCCAGGAGUAAAGCGCGGCCUCUUCUACGAUAGCGCCGCUGCCAUGGGUUUCCUGAAACUGAUUGAGAUUGAGAACUUUAAAUCGUACAAGGGUCGACAGAUUAUCGGACCAUUUCAGAGGUUCACCGCCAUCAUUGGACCCAAUGGCUCUGGUAAGUCAAAUCUCAUGGAUGCCAUCAGCUUUGUGCUUGGUGAAAAAACCAGCAACCUGAGGGUAAAGACCCUGCGGGACCUGAUACACGGAGCUCCUGUGGGCAAGCCGGCUGCCAACCGAGCCUUUGUCAGCAUGGUCUACUCCGAGGAGGGUGCUGAGGACCGCACCUUUGCCCGAGUCAUUGUAGGGGGCUCUUCUGAGUACAAGAUCAAUAACAAAGUUGUCCAGCUACAUGAAUACAGUGAAGAGUUAGAGAAGUUGGGCAUUCUCAUCAAAGCUCGUAACUUCCUCGUCUUCCAGGGAGCAGUGGAAUCUAUUGCCAUGAAGAACCCCAAGGAGAGGACAGCUUUAUUUGAAGAAAUUAGUCGCUCUGGGGAACUUGCACAGGAGUAUGACAAGCGAAAGAAAGAAAUGGUGAAGGCUGAAGAAGACACACAGUUUAAUUAUCAUCGCAAGAAAAAUAUUGCAGCUGAACGCAAGGAGGCCAAACAAGAAAAGGAAGAGGCGGACCGCUACCAGCGCCUGAAGGAUGAGGUAGUACGCGCACAGGUACAGUUGCAGCUUUUUAAACUCUACCACAACGAAGUGGAGAUUGAGAAGCUCAACAAGGAACUGGCCUCGAAGAACAAGGAAAUUGAGAAGGACAAAAAGCGGAUGGACAAGGUAGAGGAUGAGCUGAAGGAGAAGAAGAAAGAGCUGGGCAAAAUGAUGCGGGAACAGCAGCAGAUUGAGAAGGAGAUCAAGGAAAAGGACUCAGAAUUGAAUCAGAAGAGGCCUCAGUACAUCAAAGCAAAAGAGAAUACAUCCCACAAAAUCAAGAAGCUUGAAGCAGCCAAGAAAUCUCUGCAGAAUGCUCAGAAACAUUAUAAGAAACGUAAAGGUGACAUGGAUGAGCUGGAGAAAGAGAUGCUGUCAGUGGAGAAGGCCCGACAGGAGUUUGAAGAGCGAAUGGAGGAAGAGAGUCAGAGUCAAGGCAGAGACUUGACCCUGGAGGAGAACCAGGUAAAGAAAUACCACCGAUUAAAAGAGGAAGCUAGCAAGAGAGCAGCCACUUUGGCUCAGGAGCUGGAGAAGUUUAAUCGAGACCAGAAAGCUGACCAGGACCGUCUAGAUCUAGAAGAGCGGAAGAAAGUAGAGACAGAGGCCAAGAUCAAGCAAAAACUGCGGGAGAUUGAAGAGAAUCAGAAACGGAUCGAGAAGCUAGAGGAAUAUAUUACCACUAGCAAGCAGUCUCUAGAGGAACAGAAGAAGCUAGAGGGAGAAUUGACAGAAGAAGUAGAGAUGGCCAAGCGUCGUAUUGAUGAGAUCAAUAAGGAGCUGAACCAGGUGAUGGAGCAAUUGGGGGAUGCGCGCAUUGACCGGCAGGAGAGCAGCCGCCAGCAGCGGAAGGCAGAAAUAAUGGAAAGCAUCAAGCGUCUCUACCCUGGUUCUGUGUAUGGCCGCCUCAUUGACCUCUGCCAGCCUACACAAAAGAAGUAUCAGAUUGCUGUGACCAAGGUUUUAGGAAAGAACAUGGAUGCUAUUAUUGUAGACUCAGAGAAGACAGGUCGGGAUUGUAUUCAGUAUAUCAAGGAGCAACGUGGAGAGCCUGAGACCUUCUUGCCUCUUGACUACCUGGAGGUGAAACCUACUGAUGAGAAACUCCGCGAACUGAAGGGGGCCAAGCUAGUGAUUGAUGUGAUUCGCUAUAAGGCCCCCCACAUCAAAAAAGCUCUACAGUAUGCUUGUAAUGCCUUGUUUUGUGACAAUGUGGAAGUCUUGACGAAUUGCCUUUGGAGGUCCUGGCAUACAAGGUAUACAGUGGCAUUGGAUGGCACCUUUCAGGAGUCAGGAGUUAUCUCUGGGUGGAGCCAGUGAUCUCAAAACAAAAAACACGACGCUGGGAUAUGAGAAGGCAAUGGGUACAAACUAAAGAAAAAAAAAAAAAAACGUUUAUUAGAGGAGCUAAAAGAGCAGAUGAAGGCAAAAGCGAAAAGAGGCAGGCUACGUCAGGGGAUCUCAGGCCAUGGGCUCAAAUGUAAGCUGAAGUACUCCAUGACCUGGAACAACUAGACAAGGCAUCUUGCCCUGAAUCUCCAGGAAAAAUCUAAGCUGGAGAGUGAACUAGCCAACUUCGGGCCUCGAAUUAAUGAUAUCAAGAGAAUCAUACAGAGCCGAGAGAGGGAAAUGAAAGACUUGAAGGAGAAGAUGAACCAGGUGGAAGAUGAGGUGUUUGAAGAGUUCUGUCGGGAGAUUGGUGUGCGUAACAUCCGAGAAUUUGAGGAAGAGAAGGUGAAGCGGCAGAAUGAAAUUGCCAAGAAACGCUUGGAAUUUGAGAAUCAGAAGACUCGCUUGGGCAUCCAGUUGGAUUUUGAAAAGAAUCAGUUGAAGGAGGACCAGGAUAAAGUACACAUGUGGGAGCAGACAGUAAAAAAGGAUGAAAAUGAGAUAGAAAAGCUUAAGAAGGAGGAGCAAAGACACAUGAAGAUAAUAGAUGAAACCAUGGCUCAGCUCCAAGACCUUAAGAAUCAGCACCUGGCCAAAAAGUCAGAAGUGAAUGACAAGAAUCAUGAGAUGGAAGAAAUUCGCAAGAAGCUUGGGGGUGCCAAUAAGGAAAUGACUCACUUACAGAAGGAAGUGACAGCCAUUGAGACCAAGCUUGAACAGAAGCGCGGUGACCGCCACAACCUGCUACAGGCCUGUAAGAUGCAGGACAUCAAAUUGCCACUGUCAAAGGGCACCAUGGAUGAUAUUAGUCAGGAAGAAAGUGGCUCCCAGGGAGAAGAGUCAGUGAGUGGUUCCCAGAGAACAUCCAGUAUCUAUGCACGAGAGGCCCUCAUUGAGAUUGACUACGGUGACUUGUGUGAAGAUCUGAAGGUAAGAACUGUGGGUGGGAGGCAUCAACAUCUUCUCAGCUGA
This is a messenger RNA of Rattus rattus (black rat), 3069 nucleotides long. RefSeq names its product structural maintenance of chromosomes protein 1A-like. The record is from RefSeq and is a predicted model, not a curated record. Lineage: Eukaryota; Metazoa; Chordata; Mammalia; Rodentia; Muridae. Gene Ontology annotation, cellular component: chromosome; cohesin complex; nucleus. Gene Ontology annotation, molecular function: protein binding; DNA binding; ATP hydrolysis activity. Gene Ontology annotation, biological process: sister chromatid cohesion.